AGACGUGGACUGUGGAGUCGCGAACAUCAAUAUUUUGUUAUUUUUGCAAAGCAAUUUUCAUUUUGCAAUGAUUUUGAAUAUUUGCGUAGAUGUUUUGAUUUUGCGACGUUUGCUUCCUUGGUUUCUCGUUUUCUCGUAUUUCGUGGUUUCAGAUGCAGGCUAGACUGCGAUUUUGGCAUAUUUCAGUAAUUCAGUUGUGACGCUUAUUUAAAAUCAGGAAAGCUUUAGCCUUUAAGCUUCCCUUUACUUCGUUACGACGAGGAUGAUUUUAUCGACGUUCUAAGUUCGUUUUAGCUUCUUCACUGCUGAUACACUCUCGCGCAGCGACGUGAUAUUUAUCCCUUACGAUCUUGUCACUCUUGUCAGUUGUUUAUUCCCGAUCACACAUACUCGGAGCAAAAUGCAUCGGUUUCUUCGUACAUGCCCCCGACAUAUUGGCAAUGUAGGAUCCGUCCUGCGAACCGCAACCGUGUGCCCGCUGCAUUCCCUGUCGGGACAGAACCAGAGCGUCGUCACCGUCAAGUUGGACUAUGAUCAGACGGUCCGAGCAGACGAAAAGCAGCCGCCGGAGGGAACACCCGUGCAGUAUGUGCAGGGAAACUGGCCCUACUUCAUUCUGCCUACGCCCCAACUGGGCAACCAGUUCACAGAGGACGUUGUGCUCAAAUCUUACCUGCAACGCGUGGCUCCCAAAGAUGCGUGGACGGCGUGGGAGGAGGAUCUGGAGAGAUUCGGUUGGCAUUUGUCGAAUCGCGGCGACAUCAGCAAGCUGCACCGGCAAUGCGAAGAGGAGCCCCCGCGGCUAAUGCAGGUGGACGCCUGGGGGCGGCGCGUCGACCGACUGGAGACGAGUGCCGCCUGGAAGGAGAUGCACGCCAUCUCCGCGGAGGAAGGCAUGAUUGCCAUUGCUUACGAACGCGAAUACGGACAGUACAGUCGGAUCUACCAGGUGGCUAAGAAUUACCUAUUCGCACCGUCAUCGGGAUUGUAUAGCUGUCCGUUGGCCAUGACGGAUGGCGCAGCUCGCGUGAUGGAGGUACUGAAGGACAAAGGUCCAUCGGUUUUACACGAGCGUUUCCGGACCGCACUUUAUCACCUGACCACACGCGAGCCGGAGAACUUCUGGACUAGUGGGCAGUGGAUGACGGAACGCCAGGGUGGAAGCGAUGUGGCAAAUGGAACGGAAACUGUAGCGGUACCGGUGGCAAAUGGCCUAGGAGAGUACACGUACCGUUUACAUGGCUACAAGUGGUUUUCGUCAGCCACAGAUGCGAAUAUGGCGCUCACUUUGGCUAGGAUCGCCGACAACAACGGACAGACUGUGCCGGGUAGCAAAGGCUUGUCCUUAUUUUACGUGGAAACCAGGGUGUCGGAUGCCCGAGUUCCCGGUAGCGAACUGGUAAACAAUAUACAGAUCGUCAAACUAAAGAAUAAACUGGGCACACGACAGCUGCCCACGGCGGAACUGAUCCUACAGGGUACCGAGGCCUUAUUGGCAUCCGAGCCGGGCCGGGGUGUGGCAGCAAUAUCCACUAUGUUGGUGUUGACCCGCAUUCAUAAUGCGAUAUCGGCGGUGGGCGCCAUGCGCAAGAUCAUUUGUAUGGCUCGCAGCUACGCCGAACAGCGUCGCGCUUUCGGCAAACGGUUAAUCGAGCACGGAUUGCACACACAGAUCCUGGCUCGCCUGGAGCUACAGACCCGGGGAUCUUUUCUGAUGAUGAUGGAAACGGCGCGGCUCCUGGGGCUGGAGGAAACUAAUCAGGCGACAGAGAAAGACAAACUGCUGCUGCGCAUACUAACGCCGUUAAUCAAGUUGUUCACCGGAAAACAGGUGAUGGCGGUUGUGUCAGAGGGAUUGGAAUGUUUUGGUGGACAAGGAUAUAUUGAGGAUACUGGACUGCCGCAAAUAUUUCGAGACGCACAGGUGCUGCCCAUCUGGGAAGGUACAACAAACAUCCUCUCGCUGGAUGUGCUCCGCUCCAUGACAAAAUCCAACGGCGCCACAUUCCAAGCCUUGCUUGAGGAUACGCUGUUGAGAGUGGAGAAAUGUCCGCCCUCGGAAACUGAAACCGUUCGUCACUGUGUUAAGAAACUGCGUGAAAUCGCCAUGAAAGUAGCCAAGGCGGGUGCGCCAAUGCAGGAACUAGCCGCCAGAGAUCUUGCCAUCUCCAUGACGGAGAUUUAUAUAGGCGCGCUGUUGUUGGAAAAUGCCAGUAUUACGAAGAAUUCGGCGGAUAUUGUGGCAGCCGAACGUUGGUCACGACAGAUCUUGGCUGUGUUGCCGCUCCAACUGGAUGCCUUAUCGCGAGAUUAUUCAGAAGAAGCUGUGCGAGGCGAUCUGGAGCUCAUCGGGCAGAGUAUUAAACUGGACGAAAUGGGCGAACCGGCCGAGCAAGUUUUAUGUUAGACACUUCAUUGUUGUACUCGUACAACAAGCUAAGCAUGCGCUAGGCGCUAAGUAUUCAUUUCAAGUUGUUAAUUCGCAUCCGGAGCGCCGGUCACGAAUUAGGUGGGUGACAAAAUGCCAGGAUCAGGAAAGUUUUUGGACAAAAAAUAUUUGUGCUUAUGCGUAUUCCCCAGUGAAAACCGAAAGAAAGCUCGAUUGCACUAUAAUAAUUACAUAU
This is a messenger RNA of Paramacrobiotus metropolitanus, 2624 nucleotides long. Its product is annotated as acyl-CoA dehydrogenase family member 11-like. The coding region runs from base 401 to 2407 and encodes 668 amino acids. Gene Ontology annotation, molecular function: oxidoreductase activity, acting on the CH-CH group of donors. The transcript has 13 exons. NCBI's taxonomy places the organism in Eukaryota, Metazoa, Tardigrada, Eutardigrada, Parachela, Macrobiotidae. The record is from RefSeq and is a predicted model, not a curated record.